This is a messenger RNA of Marchantia polymorpha subsp. ruderalis, 4816 nucleotides long. Lineage: Eukaryota; Viridiplantae; Streptophyta; Marchantiopsida; Marchantiales; Marchantiaceae. The record is from the annotation of a GenBank genome assembly.
GUGCUUUGCGGAUGAUUCGAUUUCGAAAGCGCAUGGAGGGAGAGCGCUCGCUGGUCGAGCUCGAGCUCAAGGGCCUCGAGGAGGUCUCCACCGCCAGAAUUCGUCCGAGAGAGUGGUGACGACUGCCUGGCGGAUGCAGUGGAGAGGGAGGAGCGAGUGAUUGUUCGGGCAAUGGCGAAUGAGAUAUGCGGAAGUGAGGAGGAGCGACCGCGGAUGAAUUUCAGGCGAUGGAUGGACGAGCAGAUUCGAGUUUGGCGGAGCGGUUUUCCUUGAGGUAGUGUGGCGAUCAUAGUAAAUGUGAAUGAUGAGUUGUGGUUGCGGGUUGGUAUGCGCUGAAGAAGGAGCUGAGGAGGAGCAGGAGGAAGAGGAGGAGGAGGAGGAAACAAGGGAGCGGAGGUCGGAAAGGGAAGGUCCGUAAGCAGUUGCAAUGCAGGGAGAUGUUUUGCUAGACAAGGAGAAUGUCGGACCUAGAGGGAGCGCGGCAUGGAGCCAGCAGGCGAUGGUGGCAAAGAACAGAGGAUUGGGGGGAGGAGCAGGGCACGACGUGGUUCGAAAGGAGAAAUCGGGAGUUCUCGCUUCCAAUGCCACGACCAAUAAUGGAGGUGGAGCGGCAGGUCUUGGUUCUUUGGAGUCCCUGAAGGAGAGGGUCAAGCUGCUGACGUUGAGUAAGACAUCGAAUGGAGCAUCAUGGGAUCCGGGUUCCAGGCUGCUCAAGCAUAGAUCUCCGCUGGUGGACAUUAAAGCUACUGAAGGGUUGGUCAAUGGUUCCGGUGGAGGUCUCUCUUCGAAGGAUGGCAUGGGAUUUGCAACAGCUCAUGACCGCCAUCCUUCUCAUUCCCAAGAAAUUCCAAGCAUCUCCAAAGUGUCUCAUCCUAGGCCGAGUACUUCUGAACAGCAUGAUACUGAUCUCAAAAGCAGUCUACACUCCAAUGGAGGUCAUGGGGGUUCGAAGUUGAAUGCGCUGAAGAAAGGGAAUGUUCUAGAAUUGUACGAGGAAGAUAUAGCACAGUCGCGGGAUAGGAGAGAAGCCAGUCGGAGCAGGGUCGAGGCAUGGGUCAACGCAUUUGGGCAUACGCCCAAAACCAGAGAAUCGACAUCACCAGAACGAUUUGCUACUGACCAGAAUGUGAAAGCUAGCCGAAGCUUUGAAAAGCAUCAGAUAGAGAGCAGGACGCAGAAGUCGCAAAGUUUAAGCACAAGCAGGGAUGGUGGUCCAUGGAGUGGUGCGAAGAGGCAGGGGACACCAUAUAAACUAAGGCCACUUCUAGAAGAGGAGAAAGUAGGGCAAAUGACACCGGAGAAUGAAGCUCAAAGAAACGAAAUUGAGGUUCGAGUUGCUGCGGGUCAUGGUUCUCCCGUGGCUUCGAGGUCUUUAAAUAUAUCUCAGUGUAGAGAUGUGGAGUAUUCCAAAGUACAUGGUGAGGAGGACAAAUUCGGAGUCAGGUCAUCUACCGAGAGAGGUUUGAAUCCUUUUGGUAGUCAAUCAGCAGAUAGGGUUAGUGACAGACGAAGGUCAGAAUAUUACGCCUGUGGUUUAUCAGCACCUGCAGAGAUCCAAAGUGCUCCCGUCUUGGACACAAGUCGGAGGGCUCUCAACGAGAAGAUUACCUUCUCAGAAAGUAUCAGGCUUACCAGAACCAGUGGAGUCUGGAGUCAUUCAAAGGAUGUUCAUUCCACGCAAGAAGAUUCUUACGAUAAGGAGUGUUCUAAGUGGCAUUCAUAUCAUACUAACAUGGAUGCCACCGCCAUUGCUCCCAGUUCGUCCUUCUUGUUGUCUGUAAUGACAGGAGCCAGCAGUAGUGGGAGUAGUGCCACGCCAGGUUUGAGUGAGGGUUCCUCCAGAGACGAGGACACAGUCGCAUAUCCAGAAAGCUCAAAGCAAACGCCUUCUUCCAAAGAGCACGCGAUUCCGUCAUCUCGCGAACGAAUGAUCAGUCGAUCCAGGAUUAGCAAACGGUUGAAACCUCUGGGCCCAGCAUCUAGGUUGUUACUAUCAGGACCCGCUCUCCGUGUUCCUAUUGACAGUGAUGGCAGCAUUACAUCUAAAGACAACAGAUCUCCAAACAGCUCGAACCUAAGUCCAAACGUACAGUCUUCUCCCAACAAAGUUGCUGCCAGUAUCACCAAUUUGCCUUCACCGAUUACUCCAGAGGAAGCCCAAAAAUGCCGAGAUGUUUUUGGGCUGGUGGAUAACGAUCUGCUAGCAGACUUGAAAAAGAGGAAGGCAGAGGAUGAUCCAUCUAUUGGGGAAGUUUCUCAGGUUGAUAAUGAAUGCAGCAGCGGAAACAAAAUUCCCGUUGAAAGAAGCAUCCAAUCUGCAUCGCAAUUAUCCAGUGAUCGGCUCGACGAUGCACGAAGGAGCAAUUUGCUGGGUCUCAAGGCUUCUCUGUCUAAAGAAUAUCAUAGACCACUACAAAAGGGUGAAGAAUUUGGAGCUGGGCAUCCAAGUUUCCAGAGAGGAGCUGAAUCAACAAGUGUUGGCGAUUCUCAGUCCUCACAACGUGAAGCUGGAAGAGCUUCAUUACUUCAUCGUUCUGCUGAUUUAGCAUUGAGUUCCAAGGGAGUGUUACUGAAGGUACAUAAUCAUGAUGCUGGCACAGCAGCUAGCAGAUUGUCUGGGGGGAUAUCAGAGAAGCCUCUGAAUGGUUUGGAUUCACUGCAAAUUUCCAGAAGUAUGGGGAGUCGCGAGCAAGGGCACUUGGCUCAGGUGAAGCAGCCCGCUGAUGCAGUCGGUCGUUUUGCCAUCAACUUGCCUGUAAGCAAUUUACAGGUCGACCCGAAGCACUCGCCCUCCUUGGAUGCCCGUGCGAGAUUCGCAGAGACAGAGGGAAGCCGAGUCUUGUCUGGGAAAGGAAGCGCUGAAGCAAAAGAGGGAAAUGAAGCUGUUAGUAUGUCUCAGGAUGGUUUGUCUCUUAGGGACAAAAGUGACACCAGGCCUGCAUCUGUCCAGGAUCUGUCUAAUUCUCUGGGUUCAUUGUCUCUUGGAGAUGUGCAAAGCAAGGUUCAGGGCAGACUUCCACUUCAAAAUCUUGUGAAUACUUCGUCGUCACACCCUCCUGGUGUCCCUGUAAAUCAAGCAACCAGUAAGCGCCAGGAGAACAUCGGAGUUGUUCAUAACACCUCAAAUUCUUCUGGGAAAUCUGUAGUAACCUUUGAAAGUAAACCUCAAAAUUCAAAGAGUUUACCCUGUGAGAAACCGAGAGAAGAAUUGAGUGAGGCAUCCGAGGAGUCCCACAUGAAGGAGCCGAAAGUAGAAUGCGGCCUGAAACCAGUUCAUGCAGAGAGAUCCGAGGCCGAUGAUUCGAGUGCACAGCGUUCAGGUGAGGACCAACCGAAAGAUGAUGGAGAAGGAUCUGCAGCAGUGAUCAAGCGGAAAGUGAUGGAAGACGAAAAAUUUUUCUGGGUUAACGAUAAAAGGUAUCAAAAAUUGGGAAUGAUAGGUAAGGGUGGCAGUAGUGAAGUAUACAAGGUUAUUGAUAGCGAGUUCUCUAUCUAUGCCUUGAAGAAGAUCACAUUGGGAGGGCGUGAUCACUCUACGGCCCGAGGUUUCUACCAAGAAAUAGAAUAUCUGGAGCGUCUUCGAGGAAAGCGACAUAUUGUCCAACUGAUUGACUGCGAGGUCACUGAUGGUUUUGUGGUUGAGGAGACCUGUGGGGACGAAAAAAUCCAAGAAGAUGUCUGUAUAUACAUGGUACUGGAAUUUGGAGAAAUAGAUCUUGCCGGGAUCUUGAGCAAGAGGCGAAAGGAAAUGUUGGAAAGCAAUGAGCCUCUAGAUGACAAUUGGAUUCGCUUCUACUGGAAGCAUAUGUUGUCAGCUGUGAAGACUAUCCACGAUGAGCGUAUCGUACAUGCGGACCUCAAGCCGGCCAACUUCUUGCUGGUCAAGGGAGAACUGAAGUUGAUCGACUUCGGAAUUGCAAAAGCCAUACAAACUGACACGACACACGUUGUGCGAGAUUCACAGGUUGGUACUUUAAAUUACAUGUCUCCAGAGGCACUCAUCGACAACAGCAAGGAUGAGGACGGUCGAGUAUUCAAAUGUGGUCGAUCUUCAGACAUUUGGUCUCUAGGUUGCAUUUUAUACCAGAUGGUUUACGGGCACACUCCUUUCUCCCAUAUCCGAUCAAUGUACCGGAAAAUUCAGGCCAUAACUUCCAGUAACUUUAGUAUAGAAUAUCCACCCAUCAGGGACCCAUGGUUGUUAGAUGUCAUGAAGAGGUGUUUGACGUGGGAUCGUCAUCUCCGUCCUGACAUAGCGCAGUUGUUACUACACCCUUUUUUACGCCCUGACUUGGCACCACACAAAUAGAUAAUUGUGGUGUCAGUCUCUCAAUUUUGAGAUAUUUUAAAUUCUUGGUUUCUUUGUAUUCUUCUCUUUUCUGUUCAUCUACAUGAACAACUAUUAAAGGAUGGCAGGCGAUCUAUUUCUGCAGAGAAAAGUGCUAGGCACCUUUGGGCGAGUUUCCGCCUAUCAGGAUAAUGUGUCAUAGAAUUAGAGAGGCUCACCCCUCGCUGUCUUUCUCUUGUACUUAUAUUGCGGAGGUUUACAUCUCUGCUGGUUUUCACUAGAUUUUUCUUUUCCAUAGGUUUCUGGGACUCCCCUUCUCCUCUAUUUUCCCUUGUAUUCAGGGUGUAAUCUUUUGGAUCCUGAUAGUCUUCUUAUUAUCAUUUCAAGGUUCUCUUACCAAAUCCUCUGAACUUUGAACAGAAUGGGCAUGAAACGGAGGUUCAUCCCGAUGUUAUAAUGGGAUUGCGCAGAGUGGUGCAUACGUAUUGUGCAUAGACAUCUGGACUGUUGUAGUAAACCCGCUUUCCG